AGUCCCUCUUUCUGGGGGUGUGGUCAUCGGUAACCCCAACUUCCGCAGACGAGGAGAGCUAGCCCAGAGUGACUGCUGCAGCUGUCUCCGGGCGGCCACUAGCUUGCAUCAGGACAGGAGGGAGGAGGAGACAGGUAGAUUUGCGACCCCGAGGGCUCCUCCACCUUCACCCAUCCCACUCAUGUCCUUUCCUUAAGGAAAGAGAAGGAGAAAGAAGGACGAACCGGUGCUGCAGCCUGACAGAUCAGAAAGAAAUGCUGAAAUUAAGCAAAGCUCUCUUUUGACUUGGAUAUGUAUCAUGGGCAUCCAGAAUUCCAAAAUAGACUCCAGCCCUGUUUCUACUUUUCCAAGGACAAAGAGCAUGGAUUCUAAACAAGAGGCCAAACACUCUGAAGAUAUUAGAGAGAGCCAUAGUGACAAGGACCUGAACAAACUAAAGGAAGAGGAAGAAAAGGAGGAGGAGAGAGCAGAAGAGCUACUUAAAGAAGACUUGGAAGAAGAGGUAUUCUUUAAGUUUGUGAUUCUGCAUGCUGAAGAUGACACCUGUGAAGCCCUCAGGGUCCAAGGGAUGCUGCAAAAUCAAUUUGGCAUUAAACCCGGAAUAAUCUAUGCUGAAAUGCCAUGUGGCAGACAGCAUUUACAGAAUUUAGAUGAUGCCGUAAAUGGGUCUGCAUGGACCAUUUUUUUAUUGACUGAAAAUUUUUUAAGGGAUACUUGGUGCAAUUUCCAGUUCUAUACAUCCCUAAUGAACUCCAUUAAUAGACAGCAUAAAUACAAUUCUGUCAUACCAAUGAGGCCAUUAAAUAAUCCUCUCCCCAGGGAUAGGACUCCAUUUGCCUUACAGACUAUCAAUGCUCUGGAAGAAGAAAGUUGUGGCUUUCGUAAACAAGUAGAAAAAAUUUUCCAGGAUUCUGUGUAUGAGAAACAAAAAGCCAUAUGGAAAGAUUCAAAAAAUAUGGUAGAUACUUAGAAAAGUCAGACGAGUAGGACAUUUUAGGGGACGAAACAAAACAAAAUUACAUAAUUGCGGGUGGGGAUGAUAAAAUGAUGUUGUCAUUUUAUAACAUCUUCCAGGAAAGUUAAAAUAAAAUUUCUAAGAAAGUAGAAAUAAGAAUGAUACUUUUUUUCUGGGCAAAGUCAUUGGCACUGAAAACCUAUGGAAUUAGAAUGCUUCUCCAAACAAGCACUAAUCAUUUUGAUUAUUCGGUUCCCAGGAACGUGUCUGAUGUUUUUCCCCCUGAUUUGAGGAUGUGACAAAGGAUGUACUUUUAACUAACUUUUGGCAUUCCUUGAUCUAUCCUCUUCCUUGAAGGGUGUUCUCCUUUGAUUCAGUGUAGUGUAGUAGAAAGUAUGCCAGCUUUGGAGUCAGAAGAUCUUAGUUCAAAUCUCAGGCCUGACAUUUAAUUUGUGUGUGAUAACCUCUCUGCCCUAAUUUCCUCAUCUAUAAAAUGAGUUGAACUAGUUGGCUUCUAUGGUCCCUUCCAACUCUCUAUCUCUGAUCCUAUGACUAUGGAUAUUAUAUAAUUUCCUAAAAUUGUAUUCUAUGUUUUUAAAAAAAUUAAAAUAUGAGCUUGGCAUUUUGUCUUUGACUUACAUAUGCUCUUUCUUUUCCAAGGGAUUAAUACUUGGCCUUCCUAUUUUCAUAAUCCCUUGAAAAUUCCAAAGGCUUGAUUUCUUUUGUGUAUCUCUAGCUCCUUCUAGUGAGGAAACUUUGCUGAAAAUUGAAGUUUAGUUUAUUCAGUAAUUAUUUGCUGGGAGGCCACAUGCUAUAUGGUGCAGGUGUCAGCAAACUGCAUCUGGGGAGCCAAAUCCAUCCACCUACCAUUUUAAAAGGUAAAAACAUAUACGUGUGUAUACACACACACACACACACACACACACACACACACACACACUAU
Messenger RNA from Phascolarctos cinereus (koala), 1898 nucleotides. It is a transcript of the gene TICAM2, whose product is annotated as TIR domain containing adaptor molecule 2. NCBI's taxonomy places the organism in Eukaryota, Metazoa, Chordata, Mammalia, Diprotodontia, Phascolarctidae. Gene Ontology annotation, cellular component: endosome. The record is from RefSeq and is a predicted model, not a curated record. Gene Ontology annotation, biological process: TRIF-dependent toll-like receptor signaling pathway; positive regulation of canonical NF-kappaB signal transduction; positive regulation of type I interferon production. Gene Ontology annotation, molecular function: signaling adaptor activity.